CCUCUUCCCCUUUUUUAAAUUCAAAAAUUCCUACUUAAAUUCCUACUCUACAUUCUCACACCUAAUCUGCUUGAGUGCUUGAAGAGUUAAUCCAAAUCUACCUACCUUGGUCUUCACUCAAAGAACAAGAGUUGCAUCCUUAAUAUCAAAUCCAGCUAUUCUCCACCCCACAACUCUUCAACUCAAUUAUUUUCUAUUCUCUCACUCAGCUCUUGAAAAUGUCUUUACAAGUUCAGCCACUUCAGCAGCAACAGCAACCAGUUCAGGUCUAUCCAACUAGUGUCACAUACCAAUCACCACCUCACCAUUCAAAUGGGUCAUUUGGGUCAGUAUUUGUUGUGUUGGCUAUAAUAAUAGUCAUUUCUGCAGUUGCAUGUUGUCUUGGAAGGCUUUGCAACAGGCGGAGCCACAGCCACAGUCACAAUCAGAAACAAGUUAAGCAACAAAAGCCACAGAACCAUAACUAUCGUCCAAAAGAAGUGGACAUUGAAUUCGGGUUUGACAAAAGAAUCGCAGCUUCCAAGCCUUAUAAUGGACAUGGACAAGCACAUGGACAUGGAGCAAGCAGAGGAAUGAAGCCAAUUGCUCAUGCUGACAUGAAAACUUUUGAAAUGAAGCUUGGUCAUGAAGGAAAACUAAGAGCAGGUCCAUGAUGGAAUCAUG
This is a messenger RNA of Abrus precatorius (Indian licorice), 663 nucleotides long. RefSeq lists its product as uncharacterized. NCBI's taxonomy places the organism in Eukaryota, Viridiplantae, Streptophyta, Magnoliopsida, Fabales, Fabaceae. The record is from RefSeq and is a predicted model, not a curated record. The transcript has a single exon. The coding region runs from base 219 to 653 and encodes 144 amino acids.